CUUUAUCUCAACUCUCAAUUGAUCUCUUCUCGGAGUUUUAGAAGCUCUGUAGAUAUAUCAACCGCUAUGGCCAUCCCGACGUGGCCGUUUUAUCUGCUGAUUUCCACAUUCGUUUUGAUCCACCUGUUCGUUUCGCCGUACACCAAGGUCGAGGAAUCGUUCAACAUCCAGGCCACCCACGACAUAUUGAUCCAUGGAAUACCAGGAAGUAAUGUUGACCAAUUUUUCACCGCGAACUAUGAUCAUGUCUCAUUCCCGGGAAGCGUACCAAGAACAUUUACUGGCGCGUUGGUUCUGAGCGGAUUGUCACGAUCCUUUGUUGGCUUAUUGAACAAUGCAGCACAUAUGCAACUCUUGGUGAGAGGAUUACUGGGCUUGUGCAAUGCCUUCUCACUCAUCGCAUUCGGAAGGAGCGUCCAGAAAGCCUUUGGGACAACUGCGGGUAUCUGGUAUGCUUUGUUCCAGGCAAGCCAGUUUCAUGUCAUCUAUUAUGCGUCUCGGACGCUGCCGAAUAUGUUUGCUUUCGUCUUCAGCAACUUCGCACUCCGAGCUCUCCUGAACGCACAUACAGUGUCAUACAGCAGAGAAUAUGCUAAUCGAAGAUACCGGCUCUGCCUCUACCUACUCACCAUUGCCGGUAUCGUAUUUCGCUCCGAAUUAGCCAUCUUAGUCGGGACUAUCACGCUCUAUCUUCUUGUUACCCAGCGCGUCUCUAUCGUGAAAGUCGUCAUCCCCGCUGGAGCUGGAGGACUCCUUAUAGGACUCUUGUGCACCGUUCCAAUUGACUCUUUCUUCUGGCAGUCCUUCCCGUUAUGGCCGGAAUGGAUCGCCUUCUACUACAAUACCAUCCAAGGCCACUCAGCUGACUGGGGUGUAUCACCCUGGCACUACUACUUCGCCAAUGCCCUCCCACGCCUCCUUCUCAAUCCAGCAACAUACCUACUCUGCAUACCCAUCGCCGUCCUGAACGCCGCCACCCGCAGACGAAGCCUCGAUCUCCUCAUCCCUCUCCUUUCCUUCGUAGCUCUCUACAGCUUCCUCCCACACAAAGAAUGGCGCUUUAUCAUCUACGUGAUCCCCGGUCUGACCGCCAUCUCCGCAGCCGGUGCAUCAUGGAUCUGGACGCGACGCUCAAAAUCCGCCAUCUACGCGCUCCUAUCGCUUACCCUCGCCACCUCAAUUCUCUUCUCCUUCACCGCCUCGACCGCCCUCCUCGCUAUCUCCAGCCUCAACUACCCCGGCGGCACCGCCCUGCAUACCCUGCACACCAGCAUCCCGCACCCCGCGAAACCACACUUUGACGUCUACUUCGACAACCUCGCGUGCCAGACCGGCGUCACGCGGUUCCUGGAAGCGCACAGCGCGCCGCAAACCAUUCUCGACGUGCUAGAAGCGCAGGAUUCCCUACAAGAAAGGACGUGGGCGUACGACAAGACCGAGGACCCGACGGUGUUGCUUGAUCCGCUGUUCUGGGCGAAGUUCGAUUAUGUGUUGGCGGAGAGACCGGAGAAGGUUAUUGGGAGUUGGGCGGUUGUGCAUGUUGUGUAUGGGUUUGGGGGCGUGAGGGUGCUGAAGCCGGGGGAGAAGAGUGGUGGUCAGGUUGAGGAGGUUGUCGGUGAGGCUGAAACAGGGCGGGGGAACGAAGACUGGACGGAAAAGGUUGCUGGUGUGUGGAAGCGGCUGGAGGGAGGUUUGAGAGAGAGGUUGCUACGAGGAUACUGGGUGGAAGUGAGGAUGGAGCCCAGGAUCAGGAUACUGCGGAACCAGUUGAAGUAGAC
Messenger RNA from Macroventuria anomochaeta, 1778 nucleotides. RefSeq names its product glycosyltransferase family 22 protein. Gene Ontology annotation, molecular function: alpha-1,6-mannosyltransferase activity. The record is from RefSeq and is a predicted model, not a curated record. Lineage: Eukaryota; Fungi; Ascomycota; Dothideomycetes; Pleosporales; Didymellaceae. The transcript has 3 exons. The coding region runs from base 67 to 1776 and encodes 569 amino acids. Gene Ontology annotation, cellular component: endoplasmic reticulum membrane. Gene Ontology annotation, biological process: protein N-linked glycosylation.